AUGUCGCAAGAGCACCCACCCCCGGAUGGGGUCCCCACUCACGGCCCCGCUCCCGGCCCGUCCCUUCUCUCCACCACCUCCGCCUCGGCCACAACAACAGCUCCGUCUACGGUCCCAAUCUCGGUUCCUGCCCCGGCCGACAUGCUUGGCACCCCCAGCACACCCGAUACAACUAUCACAACCAGCACCGACAGAAGAAGGGCAACGCCAGGAGAAAUCGACAACUGGGCACGCACCAUAUACAACUACCACCGAAUGCACAUGCACCUUCCCACCUUUUCUCCUACUCCCCCAAACCCAUCAGACCUGGAAGAAGAAGACGGCUCGGAGCCAACUCGAAUAAUCUUCACCCUCUGCUCCCUCGACCUUCGCGUAGCCCACUACGCCGCCUAUCUCUUUCUCACCACUUUUCUUCCUCCAUCUCCUCCUCCUUCCUCCAUCACUACCUCCUCUUCUUCCUUCAGCAACAAAGCACAAGCACAAGCACGAUCACAACCGAACUCAUCACCACCACCCCCCCGCAAAGCCUACCAGUACCUCCUCUUCUCAGGCCACUCCGGCCUUUUAACCCGUUCGUUGACCGGUGACCCCUGUCCCUUUUCAUCUACCUCCACACCCUCCUCCUCCUCCUCCUCAGAUGAUGAUGACACCCGACCCCAACCCCAAACAGCAGAAGAAGACAAGAAAUAUUUCCAAUCCGAAGCCACCAUCUUCGCCUCCAUCGCCCUCUCCAUGGGCGUGCCCCCCUCCGCCAUCCUCAUAGAAGAGCAAUCCACCAACACGGGCGAAAACGUGCGCUUUACUCAUGCCUUGCUGGAAAAAAGGGGAAUCAAAGUAUCGGAGGUUUUGCUGGUGCAGAAACCGUAUAUGGAGCGGAGAACGUGGGGGACGUUUGGGAGGCAGUGGCCUUCUUCUUUUUGUUCUUCCUCUGUGGAAGUGAAAGAGGAAGAAAGGGUAAACUAUAGCGUGACCAGUCCGCCGUUGGAAUGGGAGGAGUAUCCUGAUGAGGAGAGUGGGAACGGGAGGGAACUGGUGAUUAACGUCAUGGUGGGAGAUUUGGUGCGCAUAAAAGAGUAUGGGGAGAAGGGGUGGCAGGUUAAAAUGGAGAUACCAGAAAAUGUGUGGGAGGCGGGUAGAAGGUUGGUGGAGGAGGGAGGGUACGGGGGGCAUUUAGCCGAGGGGUUCCGGUUCAUUUGAGGAAGGGAGGAGUUUCGGGUGGUGAUUGCAUUGCACAAGGUUUUUGUAAGGGGGUAAUUGGGUAUUAGUGAU
Messenger RNA from Neurospora crassa OR74A, 1269 nucleotides. RefSeq lists its product as hypothetical. Gene Ontology annotation, cellular component: plasma membrane. Lineage: Eukaryota; Fungi; Ascomycota; Sordariomycetes; Sordariales; Sordariaceae. The record is from RefSeq and is a predicted model, not a curated record. The coding region runs from base 1 to 1197 and encodes 398 amino acids. The transcript has a single exon.